Messenger RNA from Salvelinus fontinalis (brook trout), 7447 nucleotides. It is a transcript of the gene c28h9orf85, whose product is annotated as chromosome 28 C9orf85 homolog. The transcript is spliced from 5 exons. NCBI's taxonomy places the organism in Eukaryota, Metazoa, Chordata, Actinopteri, Salmoniformes, Salmonidae. The record is from RefSeq and is a predicted model, not a curated record. The coding region runs from base 70 to 609 and encodes 179 amino acids.
GCUGACGAGUCGCUGGUCCAUGUGUUGUGGUAGCUGAUAUCAACGUUAGAAACCUAUGUUGAGAUCAAAAUGAGUUCUCAAAAGGGCAACGCAUCGCGCUCGCGAGGACAAAAGCACCAAAACACGACUGCUUACAAGAACGACAAAUAUGGAGCAAGUGUUCAAGUAAAGAUAGCAAACUCGAAGGUCCACGACGGGUUAUGUCAACGCUGCAAGGAAGUUAUUGAAUGGAAAGUCAAAUACAACAAAUACAAAUCCCUUUCCCAACCUCGAACAUGUGUGAAAUGUUCUCAGAAGACGGUGAAGGAUGCAUAUCACGUCAUUUGUAAAAUCUGUGCCCUGAAGCUGGAGCUUUGUGCCAAGUGUGGGAAGAAAGAGGACAUCGUAAUUCCGGUUAACACACAGAAGCAGGGAGAGGAAGAUGAGGAAUACACCAAUCAAAAGAUGACCGGACGUACUCAGAGGAAGGACUUCAAUGAGCUUGAUGAUGACUUUGGUGACUUGGGCAGUGAUGAUGAUGACUUUGCCAGUGACUCAGGUCCUGAGAAGGCAGGAAGCAGCAAGGCCCUUGUCCCUAAUGUGGCACAUGUUAGUUUCAAAGACUGCUAAACCAGGAUGACCCUAAAUGUACCUCCUAUCCAUUUGAUUAAUAUACUUAUCCUCUCAUUAUACAUACUUUUGCUAAGAAGACUCAUAACUGUAGAUUUAUUAACUCUAAAAUACAAUAGCCUACUUGUGUUGGGACGUUAAAUGGACAACCCCCACUUUCAAUUAACUGUUUUGUAGUAAAUCCCAUGAGACAGCAAUUUUUGUCAUACGUUGAUGGGUUUAAGGAAGCAUUCUUUUGUUUGUGAAUGAAUAUUCACAAGCACUACUGGAUUGAAGUCAUUAUAGUGCCCCAUCAGCUGUUUUUGAACUUUUCCAGAUACAUGUAUGUACACAUAUGUCAAAAGAUACAUUUUGAGAACAUAUUGAAUCUUUUUAUUUAUUCUGACAAUGUAUUUUGAGUAAUAUGCAUUAUUUCAGCUGAAUGCUUUCCUCUGUAGGCCAUAGUGGAACAUCUUCUCUCAGAUUUCUCCCUUUUUAGAGCUACAAGUGAACCAUAAUCUUUAUGGUGAGUCGCACUAACUUGUUACCAUACUAUUAACAUAAUUAAUUGAUGAUCUCAGUGGGUUUUAUUUAGUGCCUUUGGUAAUGACCACAUGCCAGUUGUGUUCUGCUUAUUCAAACACAUGACCUUAGUGCUCCUCCUGAUUAAUAGUGCUUUAUAUAUGUCCCAAUAGGCCAAGUAAAGGAGCUAACAUCUUCAAAUGAAAUAAACCAGAAGACAAUUGUAUUAAGCAACUUCUAUGUCAUAAUCCAGACAAUUUCAAACAGGGGCUGCUUCAGCACUAAACCACAGAUGUUGCAGUUGCUAGAAAGACACAGAUCAUCUCACGCAGAAAGGAAAUAUGAUUGAUACACCUGUCUUAAUCUCCGGUUGGCAUUCCAUGCGAGUUUGGCCCAAAGUUUAUUAUGUUUAGGAUCUUCCUGAAAUUAAAAUAGAAAAGGGUAUAUUUUUUAUUUAAUUUAACUAGGCAAGUCAGUUAAGAGCAAAUUCUUAUUUACAAUGACGGCCUACCCCGGUCAAACCCUAACCCGGACAACGCAGGGCCAAUUGUGCAUCGCCUUAUGGGACUCCCAAUCACGUCCGGGUUUGAUACAGCUUGGAAUCGAACCAGGGUCUGUAGUGAUGCCUCUGCACUGAGAUUCAGAGCCUUAGACCGUUGCUCCACUCGGGAGCCCUAUAUGUUUGGCAUACUUUUGAAAUCUGCAUUUAAAUAAUUAAAACAUUUUUCGAAAGUAGCAAAGCGCGCACCCUGGAAAUUUGAGGCAGCAUUUACAGACUAAUCAUUAUAGUAUCUUUAAGCAAUCUAUGCAUGAGGACAGACUAUGCUUUCAAGGUAAGGAAACACAUUUUGUUUUGUUAUUUGGGUAAACUACUCCUUUAAGUCAUUAGUAUCCUAACUAUCUCUUGAUAGUUUCAACCAUAUUUUGAAGCAAUACAUUAGGACUAUUUUUAUUUUAUUUUUUACAAACACUGGAGGUAAACAACGAUAUAUUUUAGGUUAUGAUGUGGUUAGUCAUAUGAACUAAGCUCAUGAACUUGUGAUAUCCUUCUGAAACUAAGUGGCUACCAUUGUGGUGUUUUUCAAAUUAAGGAGUAGGCCUUUAAUUUAAAAAAAUAUAUACAAUUUUCAACGGGGUAUUCAGUAUCUUUUUGACCCAAACCAUUUGGUGCCCUUACUUAUAAGCCAUUGGAAAAGCUCCUUGGUGUUUGUGGUAUAUUAACUCCAAGUAUUGCACACAGCUGGAAUCCAUCAUGCAAGUUAUUUGUUAAGCAAACUAUACUGAACAAAAAUAUAAACGCAACAUGGUCCCAUGUUUCAUGAGCUGAAAUAAAAGAUCCCAGAAAUGUUUAAUACACACAAGCUUAUUUCUCAUUUUUUGUACAAAUCUAUUUAUAUCCCUGUUAGUGAUCAUUUUCUCCUUUGCUGAGAUAAUCUAUCCACCUGACAGAUGUGGCAUAUCAAGAAGCUGAUUUAAACAGCAUGAUCAUUACACAGGUGCACCUUGUGCUUAGGACAAUAAAAGGUCACUCUAAAAUAUGCAGUUUUGUCAUGCUACACAAUGCCACAGAUGUCUCAUGUUUUGAGGGAGCAGGCAAUUGGCAUGCUGACUAGAGGAAUGUCCACCAGAGCUGUUGCCAGAGAAUGUAAUGUUAAUUUCUCUACCAUAAGCCGCCUCCAAUGUCGUUUUAGAGAAUUUGGCAGUACUUCCAACCGGCCUCACAACUGUAGACCACGUGUAACCACACCAGCCCAGGACCUCCACACCCGGCUUCAUCCCCUUCGGGAUCGUCUGAGACCAGUCAACUAGACAGUUAAUGAAACUUUGUUUGCACAACCAAAGAAUGUCUGCACAAACUAUCAGAAACCAUCUCAGGGAAGCUCAUCUGGUCUCGACCUGACUGCAGUUCGGCAUCGUAACCAACUUCAGGGGCAAAUGCUCAACUUCGAAGGCCACUGGCACGCUGGAGAAGUGUGUUCUUCACAGGUGAAUCCUGGAUUCAACUGUACCGGGCAGAUGGCAGACUGCAUGUAUGGUGUCAUGUGGGCGAGCAAUUUGCUAAUGUCAAUGUUGUGAACAGAGUGCCCCAUGACGCGGUUAUGGUAUAGGCAGUCAUACGAACGCAAUUGCAUUUUAUCAAUGGCAAUUUGAACGCACAGAGCUUCUGUGACGAGAUCCUGAGGCCCAUUGUCGUGCCAUUCAUCCGCCUCCAUCACCUCAUAUUUCAGCAUGAUAAUGCACAGCUCCGUGUCGCGAUGAUCUGUACACAAUUCCUGGAAGCUGAAUGUCCCAGUCCUUCCAUGGCCUGCAUACUCACCAGACAUGUCACCCAUUGAACAUGUUUGGGAUGCUCUUGAUCAACAUGUACGACAGUGUGUUCCAGUUUCCCCCAAUAUCCAGCAACUUCACACAGCCAUGGAAGAGUGUGACAAUAUUCCAUAGGCCACAAUCAACAACUCUAUGCGAAGGAGAUGUUGCACAGCAUGAGGCAAAUGGUGGUCUUACCAGGUACUGACUGGUUUUCGGAUCCACACCCCUACCUUUUUUUUUUUAAGGUAUCUGUGACCGACCGAUGCAUAUCUGUAUUCCCAGUCAUGUUUUAUUUAAUUUAUUUAUUUCACCUUUAUUUAACCAGGUAGGCAAGUUGAGAACAAGUUCUCAUUUCCAACUGCGACCUGGCCAAGAUAAAGCAAAGCAGUUCGACACAUAUAUAACAACACAGAGUUACACAUGGAGUAAAACAAACAUAGCCAAUAAUACAGUAGAAAAAUAAGUCUAUAUACACUGUGAGCAAAUGAGGUGAGAUAAGCGAGGUAAAGGCAAAAAUAGGCCAUGGUGGUGAAGUAUAUACAAUAUAGCAAUUAAUACACUGGAAUGGUAGAUUUGAAGGUAGAACUACUGGGGUUCAAAGGAGCUAAAUAAAUAAAUACAGUAGGGGAAGCAUAGUUUGGGCUAUUUAUAGAUGGGCCAUGUACAGAGGCAGUGAUCUGUGAGCUGCUCUGACAGCUGGUGCUUAAAGCUAGUGAAGGAGAUAAGUGUUUCCAGUUUCAGAGAUUUUUGUAGUUCGUUCCAGUCAUUGGCAGCAGAGAACUGGAAGGAGAGACGGCCAAACGAGGAAUUGGCUUUGGGGGUGACAAGUGAGAUAUACCUGCUGGAACGCGUGCUAUGGGUGGGUGCUGCUAUGGUGACCAGCGAGCUGAGAUAAGGCGGGACUUUACCUAGCAGGGUCUUGUAGAUGACCUGGAGCCAGUGGGUUUGGCGACGAUUAUGAAGCGAGGGCCAGCCAACGAGAGAGUACAGGUCGCAGUGGUGGGUAAUAUAUGGGGCUUUGGUGACAAAACGGAUGGCACUGUGAUAGACUGCAUCCAAUUUGUUGAGUAGGGUGUUGGAGGCUAUUUUGUAAAUGACAUCGCCGAAGUCAAGGAUCGGUAAGAUGGUCAGUUUUACGAGGGUAUGUUUGGCAGCAUGGGUGAAGGAUGCUUUGUUGCAAAAUAGGAAGCCAAUUCUAGAUUUAACUUUGGAUUGGAGAUGUUUGAUGUGAGUCUGGAAGGAGAGUUUACAGUCUAACCAGACACCUAGGUAUUUGUAGUUGUCCACAUAUUCUAAGUCAGAACCGUCCAGAGUAGUGAUGCUGGACGGCCGGGCAGGUGCAGGCAGCGAUCGGUUGAAGAGCAUGCAUUUAGUUUUACUUGCAUUUAAGAGCAGUUGGAGGCCACGGAAGGAGAGUUGUAUGGCAUUGAAGCUCAUCUGGAGGGACGUUAACACAGUGUCCAAAGAAGAGCCAGAAGUAUACAGAAUGGUGUCGUCUGCGUAGAGGUGGAUCAGAGACUCACCAGCAGCAAGAGCAACAUCAUUGAUGUACACAGAGAAGAGAGUCAGCCCAAGAAUUAAACCCUGUGGCAUCCCCAUAGAGACUGCCAGAGGCCCGGACAACAGGCCCUCAGAUUUGACACACUGAACUCUGUCGGAGAAGUAGUUGGUGAACCAGGCGAGGCAAUCAUUUGAGAAACCAAGGCUAUCGAGUCUGCCGAUGAGGAUGUGGUGAUUGACAGAGUCGAAAGCCUUGGCCAGGUCAAUGAAGACGGCUGCACAGUAUUGUUUCUUAUCGAUGGCGGUUAAGAUAUCGUUUAUGUGAAAUCCAUAAAUGAGGGCCUAAGGAAUUUAUUUCAAUUGACUGAUUUCCUUUUAUAUAACUGAAAUUGAUGCAUUUGUUGUUGUUCAGUAUAAUUUAACUAAUUUAGGCUUUCCACAACAAAAGUGGUGAAUAUUAUUCUAGAAAUUUCAAUAACGUCCCCCAUUUAUAAUUGUUUAAAAAUCAACCUGAGUUCUAAGGAGGGAUGUGGGUAGGCCUAUACCCAGGGGAGGAUUGGCCAUCUAGCAAAUGCCAGAUAGGCUGGACCAUUUUUUAGUUGGCUGGGCUGGUUGAAAUUGACCCCCCCAAAAUAAUGGUUUAAAUAAUACAACGACAUGACAUGGCCGGUGGACUAUGGGCCUGUUAAGAUAUUUUGGGGUUGAGUUUUGUACAGUCUUUCUGUUCUACUAAUCUAUAAUGAGCCUUUGGCUGAUCAGUGGGCAACGGCUGAGUUGAUGUCACGCAAACCCGCAUUCAAAGUCAAAUGCGGCAUCAGCAAAGAGACAUUUACAUUUAAGUCAUUUAGCAGACGCUCUUAUCCAGAGCGACUUACAAAUUGGUGCAUUCACCUGCUCCGACUGUCAUCAGUUAGACAGCCAAGAUAAUGGAUCGUAAAAACGGAAAGGGUGCUUAUAAAAGUAGGAAGAGCUCAUUCUACAUUGUCACCUCACUCAAAACAUAUUUUUUGGGUGGCUAAAACCAUGAUUUGGUCAAACAGUUAAGUGCUUUAUCCUCAUAAUUCCUGCAAUGAAAGUGUCUGCCCUGUACCUGAGCCCUCGCUGGGGCCUGCUGCUGUGAUGAGCGAGCCACUCUUACUUAACCCCCCCAUGCACUCGUGAAAAAAUGCAUUCUGAUUGUCCUGCAUUUGCAUUUUAUACAAUCACUCCCUUGUCCCUGUCAAAGAGAGGGUCUCAGUUGUCUGUAGGUAUUUUUAUUAAUCAACUCUCAAUAUUCAGCUCAAUAGCAACUAUUUUACAACCAAGAUAUUUGAGAUAUGGAAUGGCGCACACUUGCAAUCCCCUCCGGCCAUUGAAAGGACAUAGGGCGAACCGGCCAUGAGAUCUAUAGGCCUAUCUACAUGGCCGGACAUAGCUACCUACAACUGAUACUUUUUGUAGGACAUUAAAUGUACUGUUGGAUGAAUACAUAGCUACUAAAAGUGGGUAUUUUAUUUAGUUAGCGAUCUAGUUCAUGUGCUUUGAGUUUCGACUUCUGGUAUUGAACCCCAAAUAAUUUUGCCUAUGAUAUUAGUAAGCAGUGUUGUGUUCGAGACCACCUAAAGCGAGACCGAUUUCAGGACCAAGACUGGAACAAAUUGAGUUCGAGUCAAGACCAAGCACCGGAGGCGAGACCGAGUCAAGACCGGAAGAGAGACAAGAAGGAGACCGAGACCAGAAAAAUGUGAAUCAAGUUCAAGACCAUGAUUAUAAUUUUGUCAAAUCACCACCAUAACAGUAAAAAAUGUCCAGUAUUUCUGUGUUCAUAUUUCAGAACAACAUAUGGAUUUUUUCGACGUUCUGAAUAGAGAAAAAAUGGAUGUUGAGAAAAAAUAGAACCACUCUACAAAUUAUUACUAACCAAAACACAGUGAGGAACGAUGGGGCUUCUAUGUCUUCAGAGAAGGGCUAAGGAUGUAUAAAAUAAUUCUUAUAAUAUUAUUUUCAAUGAUGUUCUGAUUUUAAUCUCGUCAAUUUGUGUUGGAAAGGGCUAAUAAUGAACAGGGAAAAAAUCUUAGCUAGAUUUAGCUCCCCAGAGGCCAGCAAAGUCAGCCAUUGGCUAGGCCAUCAGAAGCUACAGUAGAUAAAGGCGUCUGUCAUUCGACUGUAUUAGGGCAACAUUUUGGAGUGACAGUGGAAUCAACCAAUCACAUUUUGUUUUAAUGGGUGGGACCGUUUUUUUAUAAAAACGUAUGAAACUUCUGCCUUGUUGAAGGCCAAUAGGUCACUGCGCAGUAGCGAGCAGUAGUUUUCCCACGGUCUCGCGAGCUUGCUUCUGUUGGGUAAUUUGCAGCAGCUGCACCAGGUGUUAUCAAAGAGGAUGUUGUGCUAAUUUUUUAGCUUCUCCCUUUUCAAGAAUAACUUUCAACAAGAAGUUAAGUUUCAAAUUAUCAUCAUCUGAAGCACAAACAGGCAGAUCAGGUGCAAACAGACCCCAACCCUUUCAUCACCACUGGACCCCAGAGCAGCUCCCUCCCUACCGGAGGCU